AUGACUACCCCAAAGAGCAAUUUCAAAUGGAACUGUGCCACACCCUGCUUUGUGUCGAAAACCAGGCAUCCUGCGACUUCUAUCUAUGGAUCAGAUGAGAUAGAUGAAAGGAGGUCAACAGGACUACCCAAAGCAGACUAUAGUGCAGCCUUCGAAACCAUGGAGGUUAGGAGAUGCUUUGGAAAGAUAAACGAGGCACAUAGCCAAGUUAAUAACACAAGAAGAAUAUUUCCAACUACAUGGGUAUAUCCAGACUAUAAGGGUUGCAGUGGAACUGCAACUUCCCCAGGGCUUUUCACAUUACCCAUGGCAUGGAACAGCGACACGAUAGACAGUGGGGAUCAAAGACAAGGCAACAGGCGGAAUUUUAGGCCAAGAAGUAUCUCGUCUAGAAAAGCGAGAGCCCCAGAGAUAGCCAUGUUUGAGGCUAUUGAUAGACUGUAUAUGCGCUCCAAGAAAAGCAAACGACCUUAG
Messenger RNA from Botrytis deweyae, 474 nucleotides. RefSeq lists its product as uncharacterized. The coding region runs from base 1 to 474 and encodes 157 amino acids. The record is from RefSeq and is a predicted model, not a curated record. NCBI's taxonomy places the organism in Eukaryota, Fungi, Ascomycota, Leotiomycetes, Helotiales, Sclerotiniaceae. The transcript has a single exon.